AUGGUGAGAGAGCUUUUGACAAGAAUGAACUGCGACGUCUUCAAACCACAAUGUGAAGAACACCUGAGAAUUUUGAAAUGGCACGCCACCCGUAUCAAGAGACUUUUGCUGGCUUUUAUGAUAAGUUCACAAACCACGUGUGGCUUGUGGGCAUUGAAACCCUUGUUUGAUGACGCAGGGGAUAGGAAAUUCCCGUUCGAUAUGUGGAUGCCAAUACGACCAGAAUAUUCACCUCAAUAUGAGCUUGGAUACAUAUUUCAACUGAUUACGAUCUGCUUGAGCGCGUACAUGUAUUUCGGUGUUGAUAGCGUUGCACUAUCUAUGGUUAUAUUUAGUUGUGCCCAAAUCGACAUUAUAAAGGAUAAACUUUUACAAAUAAAAGGCUUCCAAAAAAAACGCUAUGUCUUGGAAGAAAGAGAAAAGUAUUUAAAUGACAAUUAUUAUAAGCUGAUCGAAUGUGUAAAACAUCACCAGUUCGUCGUGGCAUUCGCCAAGCUUGUAGAAAACGCUUUUCAUAUAUUCCUACUAUUUCAACUAGUUGGCAGCGUAGGACUGAUUUGUAUGUCUGCGUUGCGUAUUUUAGUGGUGGAUUGGCGAAGUAUGCAGUUUGCGUCAAUAGUCACGUACUUAUCAGUAAUGAUAAGCCAGCUGUUUGUUAGUUGUUGGUGUGGGCAUGAGCUUACAGCGAAUAGUGAGGCGCUGCACUCGGUUCUUUACAAAUGCGCUUGGUACGAACAAGAUGUGAAGUUUGUUAGAGCUUUCUGUCUUACUAUGAUGCGUAUGAACGAGCCAUUGGUGAUGAGGGUCGGCCAUUAUGUAGCGCUCUCACGGCAGACGUUUGUGGCGCUCUUCAGCAAUAGUUCGCGCAAUUUGGAGUACUUG
Molecule: messenger RNA, 882 nt
Organism: Iphiclides podalirius (scarce swallowtail)
Lineage: Eukaryota; Metazoa; Arthropoda; Insecta; Lepidoptera; Papilionidae
Source: the annotation of a GenBank genome assembly